This is a messenger RNA of Neoarius graeffei (lesser salmon catfish), 2316 nucleotides long. It is a transcript of the gene adora2ab, whose product is annotated as adenosine A2a receptor b. Gene Ontology annotation, biological process: G protein-coupled adenosine receptor signaling pathway; adenylate cyclase-activating G protein-coupled receptor signaling pathway. The record is from RefSeq and is a predicted model, not a curated record. The coding region runs from base 486 to 1745 and encodes 419 amino acids. Gene Ontology annotation, cellular component: membrane. Lineage: Eukaryota; Metazoa; Chordata; Actinopteri; Siluriformes; Ariidae. The transcript has 3 exons. Gene Ontology annotation, molecular function: G protein-coupled adenosine receptor activity.
GCAAAGGCGCGCGAACGUCGAAGUUCACGCCACAUGGGGUUGUGGUCGAAGCAGAACUCCGGAUGAACUCGAUGUAACGCAGCGUUAUGGAUUUAUACCCGCUGGGGAUGUUGGAUGAACUUGAACAGUUUCCGUUCGCAGACUUUUUUAUUUACUGGAGAAAACUCGGAACAACUUCUCUGCUCCUGUUGUGGACACCGAGGGUUUAGUGACCUUCUCUUGAAGCGUCUGUUUCUCGACAUCACUCUGGGAGGGGGAAAAAAAGGAACAGGAAGGUUGGAAAGCAAGAGUGAAGUUCACAACAGGAGGUCUAACAACACUGCUGUAAAGGAAACAGAAUGCAAAGUAUAGGGAGAGAGGGUUGAGGUCUCUUUAGGCCUUCAACUCAGACUGUCCCCAUCCUUGUGCCUGGAGCUCUGUGGCCCAGCGAUGAGUGCCACUGCGAGCGUUCAGUCCCAAACCACACCCACUGUAAAGCAGUCAACAUGGAUAGCGGUGCAAUUGCCUUCUACAUCAGCCUGGAGCUGCUGAUUGCUGCGCUGGCCGUGGCUGGAAACGUGCUGGUGUGCUGGGCUGUCAGCCUCAACAGCAAUCUCCAGAGCAUCACCAAUUACUUCGUGGUGUCCCUGGCGGUGGCUGAUGUGGCCGUGGGCCUCCUCGCCAUUCCCUUCGCCAUCAUUAUCAGCACGGGCUUUUGCAGCCACUUCCACGGCUGCCUGUUCAUUGCCUGCUUCGUCCUUGUGCUCACGCAGAAUUCCAUCUUCAGUUUGCUGGCCAUCGCAGUCGACCGCUACAUCGCCAUCAAGAUCCCACUCAGAUACACCAGCCUGGUGACAAAUCAGAGAGCUAAAUGCAUCAUCUGUCUGUGCUGGAUCUUGUCUGUGAUCAUUGGUCUGACACCGAUGCUCGGCUGGCACAUGCCCAGCACCAACAUCACCAACAGCUCAUGUCCUCCCGGCAUGGCUGAGUGUCUGUUCGAGAGUGUGGUCAAAAUGGACUACAUGGUUUUCUUCAACUUCUUUGUCUGUGUCCUCAUACCAUUGCUGGUCAUGUUGGUCAUCUAUGCUCGGAUCUUCAUGGCGGCUUGUCAGCAGCUCAGGCAGAUGGAGUACAAGACGUCGUACAGCCACGGUGAGGGAACAUCCUCAUCCUCAUCGACUCGCUCGACCCUGCAGAAGGAAGUCCAUGCUGCAAAGUCUCUCGCCAUCAUUGUUGGACUGUUCGCUAUCUGCUGGCUUCCUCUGCACAUCAUAAACUGCUUCACAUUGUUCUGUCCGAAAUGCUUGCGCCCACCUCUCUGGGUCAUGUACAUCGCUAUUAUUCUCUCACAUGCAAACUCGGUGGUGAACCCCUUCAUUUACGCCUACCGCAUCCGAGAUUUCAGAUUGACGUUUCGAAGGAUUGUUCGGCAGCAUUUCCUUAGGCAGCGUGAUAGACUGGCCACCAGCAACACCAGAGUUAGCAUCAUCGAGUCAUCUUUUGCCAACAUGACUAAUGGCAACGUGCCAGACCGCAGUCCUGGGAACAGUCUUAAAACUAUAAAGGAAGUUCAUUGCACAGAUAGUGACUGGAGCUCAAACUCAGAUCCAGAGUGCAGUGUUCCUGCUCAACUUUCAGAUCAAAUUAGCAGUGAAAUUCCUUCAGAAAUCAUGCUGGUGAAAGACUGCUGUGUGAUCACCAAUGCCAAUGUGAGCUCCAUAUCUACAAGGACAAAACAUGUGGUGGAGCUCACGGAGGUCUCAUGAAGCAUGACAUUAGCCUAGUUAAAACAAACAUGUAGCCUUGUGUGGGCUACACAUCAGAGGCCUGAUUCAUGCUAUUGUCUGGAGCCAGAUAAGCCUUGGGCUGUGUGUACCUACACUAGUGUGGGAACGGGAAGAGCAUGGCUAUUAAAUUGCAACACAUUUCAUGGGUUUAUCAGAUGGAUGUCCCACAUCUCUCGCAAUUACAGUACUUUUGAAGCUUUUCGGUUCUCUAACAGAAGCUCUGCGCCAAUGAAUCCGUACAAAAAAAUCCACAUUUAUUAACAAAUACAAAUAAUCGUCUAUAUAUUUAACCAUGAUGUUUCGAAUAGUUUGAGAAUUCAGAUACACGUUCAGUUACAGUUGUGGUCAGAAGUUUACAUACAAUGGCAUGAAUGUCAUCUUGGAUAUGAAUGUCAUGGCAAUAUUUGGGCUUUCAGUCCUUUCUUUGAACUGUUCUUUUUCUGUGGCAGAUUGUACAGCAUCCAUCUUUAAUUAAAAAAAAAACACUGGAAUUUGGUGCACAAGUUUUCAUUUUGUCUGGGCUUUCUGUAAUCAACACAGGGUCAAAAUU